CCCGCGACUCCAGCUGUGGCCGCGCUGGCUCCACGUGGGUCGCGGGGGCGCCAUGGCGGGGGCCCCACCCCAGAAACGCUUCUACCGGCAGCGGGCUCACUCCAACCCCCUGGCGGACCACACGCUGCGCUAAUUAACACGGCUGCUACUCUGCAACCUUCCAAAUCCAUGCGUUUUCCAGCUGGCAUGAAGUGUUUGCCAGAGUGCAAGUGGCGUAACCCAACGGGGUUUGUCUGGACUAGGAUGUGCAAGAAUGCGUUAGCUGACUUUUUAUAAAUCUGCGUAGACAGGGAAUGCUCCCGUCAGUCCCACGAAACCUGAGGAAAUGAACUGGGCUGAGCACUAUCCUGAGUUCUUCGCCCCGUUGACCAAAGAUGACCGUCACGAUGACCCGAAGGACUCCGAGGAGAGAGUGAAGCCAGCGGCGCAAGUUGAAUUUGCUGAUAUUGGCUGCGGUUAUGGGGGCUUGUUGGUCGAGUUGUCUCCCCUCUUCCCCAACACCUUAAUGCUGGGCCUGGAGAUUCGAGUGAAGGUCUCGGAUUACGUCCGCGACCGGAUCCAGUCUCUGAGAGCAUCCCAUCCCGGGCAGUACCAGAACAUCGCCUGUGUCCGCAGCAAUGCCAUGAAGCACCUGCCCAACUUCUUCCACAAGGGGCAGCUGGCCAAGAUGUUCUUCCUCUUCCCGGACCCGCACUUCAAGAAGACUAAGCACAAGUGGCGGAUCAUCAGCUCUACGCUGCUGGCUGAAUACGCCUACGUCCUGCGCAUCGGGGGCCUGGUGUAUACCAUCACUGAUGUGGAAGAGGUGCACGAGUGGAUGGUCGGUCACUUCAGUGGGCACCCGCUCUUUGUCCAGGUGCCCUUGGAGGACUUGGGCAGCGAUCCCAUCGUGGGGCGUCUGGGCACCUCCACCGAGGAGGGAAAGAAGGUCCAACGGAACAGUGGCAAGACCUUCCCCGCUGUCUUCCGGCGCAUCGAGGACGAAGCCCUGCAGGAGGGGGUUCCAGGCACAGAGCAGUUCCAGGGGGCUCCAGACACGUGACUGUGGACCCGAGAGACAAAUCCUCAUGGACCGUGCCGUGCAGCGUUCCAGGGAGACCUCUCCCCCUCCCCUGGUGCUGUUGGGGCAGACGGGCUGAUUGCUUGGCCUGGAGCAUGACGCCCACGGGAGCCCCUGAUGUCUUGAAUACGGAGAAGCUGGCGCCUCUCCUAACGAGAAACGCAUAAGGAGUGUCCCAAGCAUCCCCUUGGGCUCUGCCUGCUGGUGCCCAUGAGCUGCUGGCACCGUUGCUUUUACCUCUGAGACUCUGCCAGGCAGGGGCAGGCUGCAGCUUCACUCACACUCGAUUUCUGAAUAAAGCUUGAGCUCACA
Molecule: messenger RNA, 1372 nt
Organism: Chelonia mydas (Green sea turtle)
Lineage: Eukaryota; Metazoa; Chordata; Testudines; Cheloniidae
Gene: METTL1
Product: methyltransferase 1, tRNA methylguanosine
Exons: 7
Coding region: 326-1042 (238 amino acids)
Biological process (GO): RNA (guanine-N7)-methylation; tRNA methylation
Cellular component (GO): tRNA methyltransferase complex
Molecular function (GO): tRNA (guanine(46)-N7)-methyltransferase activity
Source: RefSeq, a predicted model, not a curated record